UCAGCGGCAGCCUUCCUGGUUGACAGACAAACUAAGCCUUGCUCACAAAAGGAGAGGGGAGGUUGGCUGGGCCUGUCUGGCUUCCCUCCCCUUGUCCCAGCCUUUGGCUGCAGGCAUCUCUCCCAUUCUGCUCAGCCAGCACCCUACAUUCUGAGAGGCAGCAAAGGGGCUGCAAAGUCACUGUGGCCCCAGCUGCGUGCCCUCUGCACUGGGGAGGUGGAUUCAAGGAAUGACAGGGUGACUGUGAGGCAGGGAUUGCUGGAAUGGCUGCCCCCUCCUUCCCUUCAGUUGGCUGGGAAGGCAGCUUGGAGAGGAAGCCAGGUCGGCAGGUAGCAGAGAAAGACAUUGGUUCCAGGGGGAGCAGUAGAGAAAGCAAACAAACAGGGCUUUGUGUGGCUGAGGAUUGGCGUCUCAGAAGGGAAGCCAGGCCUGUGGUAGUGGGGAGGAGGAGGGGAUAGGAGUUCAGGGCAUUGCUCUGGGCCUGAGAUAGGUGGCUGGACCAGCCUAGGCAGGGAGCAGGGAGCGUCACUGACUCUGUGGACAGACAUCCGGAGUCACAGCUUGGCUGAGACCCAGCUCUGCCACUUCACUCCCUAACAGAUCUGGGCUUGUUUGCCCACCAUACCUGGGUGAAGUCACUCACGUGCAGGACUUGGGAAAAGUCACGUGGCCUGACUGGUCUGGCCCACAGGGUGUGAGCUCCCAUCCUACCCUUGUCCCUGCUGUGGGAGGACAAAGGGUAAAGGGGGAUCAGGGUCUGCUUCCGGAGCAGUCAGCUUAGCUGGGUCUCCUGGAUGGGUAGAGAUGGCCGAUGAAAACUGUGGGCACUUUGGGGGCUUUAACGGCAGCCAUGAGGAGAAACAUGUUCGUGCUGUUCAGUAACAGCCGACCUCGAGAGGGGGCGGUGAGAGGGCAAACGCCCGCGCUUCCUGCCCGCCCCUCCGAGCGCCUGCCUCCAACGGCAUCCACCAUUUUGGCCACGCCGGGGCCUCCUCCGCGACAUCAGACCCAACCAGCCCCUGCCGGCUGGAUCCGCGACGCCGGGAGCUGCCAGGGCGUCGCACCGCGGAGGCAGAGCGGGAGACGGGGCGGGCCGCCCCGUCGCCAUGGCAACACCCGUCCCGGCGUGCUCCGCGGGGCCGCUGGGCGGGGCGGCCCUAGCCCCGCCCCCUCAGCAAGCCGCGUUUUUCCGGGAACCCGGAGCUGUGGGCGGUGGCUCCUAGCUGGGGCGCUGCGGCCACCCUCUGUGGGCGUUAGCUCCCGGCUUCAGGGGGAGCGAGAAGCCAAUGCCUGGAGCCUGGGUCAUGGGGAGGCUGCACGCCCCCACUCCCGCCUCCAGGCCGCGCUGCCCCCGAGCUGUCGGCUCAGGGCCUGCAGCUCUGCCCUUCCCUGGGGCUGCCCAACGGCCCUACCUCCGCCCUAGGGCCAGCGAAAGCUGGGGCUGGGAAUGCACACACCCACGCCUACCCACACCCUCGCGUCCAGGCCUGGACUCUGCCACCCAGCCGGCCUCCCUCCAGCGCAGGAGUACAGGCCUCCCCUACUUGGCAGCUGACUGACUGCCUGCCCAGGAGGCACAUUCCUACCUCCUGAGCUCGGACACCCCUCCCGCCCUGGGGGCAUCCUUUUCCGGCACUUUGCUGCCAAGCCAGCCCUGCCUACCCCCACCCGCCUUCUCAAGUGUUAAGUCCCGAAUGGGUCAGUCACUCCAGGGCCACCUUUCCCCUGGUCUCUUCAGAGUCACCCACUCAGCUGACCUCUGUUCGCCCCAGCUUGGAUUGGGCAGGCAACAAAUUUUAUUGCAGCCUUUCAGUCGUGGAAGGGAGACUGUGUGCCUGUUUAGCAGCUGUUCUCUGGCCUUUCUUGAGCCUCACCCAGGGCACAUGCGCAAGGAGAGUGAGAAGGGGCCUCAGUUGCAGCAAGGACUCAGGCUUGAUAUCAAAGAGAACUUCCCAGCCUUAAGCAUUUGCUUUUUAAUGAAAUAAUCGGAUUGUUAAUAUGUUGAUUUUAGAAAAACCUAAAAAUGCAGGAAAACAAGUAAAAAUCCUCUAUAA
Manis javanica (Malayan pangolin) is the source of this 2054-nucleotide messenger RNA. Lineage: Eukaryota; Metazoa; Chordata; Mammalia; Pholidota; Manidae. The record is from RefSeq and is a predicted model, not a curated record.